This is a messenger RNA of Striga asiatica, 570 nucleotides long. NCBI's taxonomy places the organism in Eukaryota, Viridiplantae, Streptophyta, Magnoliopsida, Lamiales, Orobanchaceae. The record is from the annotation of a GenBank genome assembly.
GGGGCUAGCCUAGAGAAGGAAGAAAGUGGGACUAGGGUUAAGGGUAGUAGUAGACCUGAGGUUAUUGUGGGGUUGACAGAGGUGGGUAAUGUUGAGAAAGAGAAUGAAAAGGUGGAAGGGGGUAGUAGCUCUAUGCAGACCAAGAGGACCCUUAGUCCUAAGGGUCUGGAUAUUUCUCCUACUCUUCAAACAAUCCCUGAAAUAUACUCUGAGGAUCUGGUUGAGGUUGUUGUUUGUGCUUCUGUGGAUAGUAACAAUAUCCAGAAGAAAACAAGAGGAUUUACCAGAAAAAUCAGAACUAACAAAACAACCCAGUCUCAAAUUAUGCAAGUUUACAACCCCCUUAUGAGUAGCCAUUUGGCUAUGUCAGACGGAUCUUUGAAAAGAAAACUCAUGUCUGAUUUAGAGGUAGUUGAGGCUGGGGGUAGUAGCAGUGGUAAAAAACCCAAAAACUCUAAUCAGGAGUUAGCUGUAGAGGUGGAGGAGGCCUACCUGAAAGGGGCCCACAGUGGUUGUCCUGAUGCUCAGUGGGCAAUUUUCCUCUAUGCAAGCACUGAUCCAUGGGUCAGA